Molecule: messenger RNA, 462 nt
Organism: Necator americanus (New World hookworm)
Lineage: Eukaryota; Metazoa; Nematoda; Chromadorea; Rhabditida; Ancylostomatidae
Exons: 4
Coding region: 1-462 (153 amino acids)
Source: RefSeq, a predicted model, not a curated record
AUGAUGCUUUUCGUGUCCUACGCGAAAGGAGGACCACUGGGCGACUCUGGCACGCGAUCGGGACAAAUGGAAGAAUUACUGGCGCCCGCUCGACCAGUUCGAAGAUCAACGGGAGUCAAGGUGAUCAAGCAAAGUUUCUAUGUUUAUCAAGAUUUUGAUGACGAAUUACCAGGAUCAUACCAGACUGCAAACUCAUCCGGCUGUGUUUUUCACGAGUUCGUUCAAACGCUCCACUCACCCCGCUUUCACAAUGCUGUCGCUAGGGUGAUAAUUGAAAACAAUUUGGAGCGAAUGACAAAAAUUUCACUCACAGCGGUCAGUCUAAGAACAUCUAAUUGGGGGGUUUAUCGAGAAAGUGGUGCAGAGUCUUCGAGAGAUGAUAAAUUUUCACCAAACGUCAACCUUUCAUUUCGAAAACGAAUUUCUUAUCUAAUACGUUAUUGUCCAACCAGUACCUGUUGA